AUGGAGCUACCUGGCAGCCAGCCACCCAACCAACGACAAGGCGACAGACGUGGAGCUCCGCGACCAAACAGAAAUUGUGGCAAACCCGGCACGUUGGGGAAGUCACACUCACAGUGGCUGGUAGAGCCCAGUGCAGAGCAAUCACCAUCGUGCCUGGGAAUUGGGAAGUGCGGCGGUGGAGCCGGGAGGGGGCCAAAGAUCUCCAAAUCCAAUAACGAGGAACCACGAUGGCCAGUUGGAAAGGGCGUCGCCGAACACCAGUAUCAUCAGAUGAAAAGUAUUUCCGGUGGGAGUUCGUACAAUUUCCCAGAUAUCUUGAGACAGCGAGCGAGAGACAGAGGGAGUGACAAUCCAAUGUGGACAUUCCACGAUGGUGGAUGGGAAGUGAUACCCAUCCUAUCAUCCAUCAGGCAACCAUGGAGUCUUGGGCUGUCGAUCGUCUGGAGCUCAGCGCCAAGGGAUCCAGAUUGCCGAUUCGACCCGGGGAAAUUAGAGGUUGCCAUGGCGAUGGGGAGGCUGCUGGCCAACCUCGUCAGGUCUCGGGAUCUGGGAGGGCCCCGUCAGAGGGAUCAUGGGCAAAUCACGAAUCUGCAUGUGAAGAAGCCUCAUCUGCAGGUCUUCAAGCGAGAGAUGGAGCCAUUGAAUGCAUUCGAAAGGCAUUCGAGAAAAGACGCUCAAAGGACAGCCAAUCUGGACUUUGACGCCCGCGUCCCCAUCCCCUUCAGUGUCUUCCCGUCGUCGUACCGGAGUGACGCUGUUCCUGAGACUACUCUUGUGACUGAAAGAGUAGAGGGAGAAGUCAAUCUCGAUCGCACUUCGCGCGUCGAACGGGAAGAUACUCGAACCUCUGCUCCUCUUCCGGAUCCCCGUUCUUACGGCAAGGAAGAAGUCGAUUUCCGCUUUCAGAGCGACUCGCGUGCCACCCGUCGUGGUCCUGACGAGUACACGGUAGUUCAAGAAGCCCGUGGCCAAUCUUCUCGGUAUCCCGAGGUUGAUCUCACUCGUGAACGCUACCGCGAACCUUCGGUCCGCUUCCAAGACCAGAACCAACAAAUCCACGACAAGGCUCUUGAGUCCCAGCUUGACAUCACUGAGCGUGAAUAUCGUCGUCGUACCAGCCCAACCUACGACGUCAACUACUCUUACGACCGUCGCUCCCAAGGACGACCGGUAGAGUCCUACGAAGGCCAACGCCACCAGACUACCGACGUCUACGACCGGUCUUCCCGCUCCGAGGUUGAUAUCUCGUACGACCGCGCUGUCCAAUCCCAAGACAAGGCCACCACCUACGACAGCUCUUCUCGCCGCCCCCAGGCCUACGUCUCCUACGACCACGCCUACCAGUCUCAGCCCGUCGACGCUUACCGCGAAGACUCCUACAGCCGUCGUAACAUCAACGUAGAGUCCGUUGCUCCGGCCCCGGCUCCCUCUACCAACGUCAAGGUUCUCAAGUCCGAGACUGUGAUUGAUCACCCACGUGCUCGCAAGAUGGGUUACUACGACGACGACGGUAACUACCACUCCUUCCGUCGCGGUGUGGAACGCGCUGCCGACCGCAUCCUGCACCCUCUCCACCAUAACCAUCAUCAUCAUGAUCGUCACGACCGUGAGGAAGUUGUCGUCGCUGCUGACGAUCGCGGACCAGUUCGUUUCCGGGACGGCGUUCGCGAGGAUGUCCGCAUCGUCGAGCCCCGUGGCGGCUCCUCGAACGACUCCGUGCCCAUCCCCUGUCAUUUCAUCCGCAUUGGCGACAUCUUGAUCCUCCAGGGCCGCCCUUGCCAGGUGAUCCGUAUCUCCGUCUCCCCGCAGACCGGCCAGCACCGUUACCUGGGCGUCGACCUCUUCACCCGUCAGCUGCAGGAGGAGUCCAGCUUCAUCUCCAACCCCUCGCCCUCUGUCGUGGUGCAGACCAUGCUCGGUCCCGUCUACAAGACCUACCGCAUCCUCGAUCUCCGUGAUGACGGCCACGUCGUCGCCAUGACCGAGACCGGCGAUGUCAAGCAGGGCCUGCCGGUGGUGCCCCAGGGCCACCUCUUCCGCCGCAUCCGGGAUGCCUUCGAGGAUGGUCGUGGUAGUGUCCGCGCGCUGGUGAUCAACGACGGUGGUCGUGAGUUGGUUGUGGACUACAAGGUGAUCCACGCUUCCCGCCUGUAG
Molecule: messenger RNA, 2154 nt
Organism: Aspergillus tanneri
Lineage: Eukaryota; Fungi; Ascomycota; Eurotiomycetes; Eurotiales; Aspergillaceae
Gene: hexA
Product: putative Woronin body protein HexA
Exons: 3
Coding region: 1-2154 (717 amino acids)
Biological process (GO): positive regulation of translational termination; positive regulation of translational elongation
Molecular function (GO): ribosome binding; RNA binding; translation elongation factor activity
Source: RefSeq, a predicted model, not a curated record